Messenger RNA from Scleropages formosus (Asian bonytongue), 2439 nucleotides. It is a transcript of the gene brinp3a.2, whose product is annotated as bone morphogenetic protein/retinoic acid inducible neural-specific 3a, tandem duplicate 2. Gene Ontology annotation, cellular component: dendrite; neuronal cell body; cytoplasm. Bases 28 to 2286 code for a protein of 752 amino acids. Gene Ontology annotation, biological process: positive regulation of neuron differentiation; nervous system development; negative regulation of mitotic cell cycle. The record is from RefSeq and is a predicted model, not a curated record. Lineage: Eukaryota; Metazoa; Chordata; Actinopteri; Osteoglossiformes; Osteoglossidae. The transcript is spliced from 8 exons.
CUCCUUCCCUCCCUCCCUCGCUCUCUGAUGGCUUUAUGGGAGUUCCUCACACUGAGCCUCCACUGCUGGGUCGCAGCUGCCGUCAGCACCCCUGAGCAGCAGGCCCAGGGGCCACUUGACUGGCUUCUCUCGGAUAAGGGCCCCUUUCACCACUCCCAGGACUACACCGACUUUGUGGAGAGGAGUCGACAGGGGUUCACCACUAGAUACAAGAUCUACAGAGAAUUUGGAAGGUGGAAAGUGAAUAACUUGGCUGUGGAGAGAAGAGAUUUUUUGGAUUCUCCGUUACCCGCCACCCCGGAAUUCAUUCGGAAUAUACGACUGCUGGGACGGAGACCAAGCAUUCAGCUCAUUACUGACAACCUGAUCAAGAAAUAUGGAACACAUUUCCUACUUUCAGCUACACUGGGAGGAGAAGAAGCCUUAACCAUAUUUGUUGACAAGGGGAAACUGAGCAAGAAAACUGAUGCAAGCGACUACUCCACCAACACCUCUUCAGUAACAUUGGAAACACUGCACCAGCUGGCAGCCUCCUACUUCAUUGAUAGGGAGAGCACACUGCAUAAACUACACCAUCUUCAGAUAGCCUCUUCUGCAAUCAAGGUAACAGAAACCAGAACUGGUCCUCUUGGAUGCAGUAACUAUGACAACCUUGAUUCUGUUAGUUCCGUCCUGGUUCAGAGUCCUGAGAACAAAGUUCACUUGCAAGGUCUGCAGGUCAUUUUGCCUGAAUACCUGAGAGAUCGAUUUGUGCAAGCUGCACUCAGUUACAUUGCCUGUAACAGUGAGGGCGGUUUUGUCUGCAAAAAUAACGACUGCUGGUGCCAGUGUGAUCCUAAGUUCCCAGAGUGCAACUGCCCUUACAUGGAUAUUCAGGCGAUGGAGGAAAGCUUACUUCGGAUCACGGAGACAUGGAGCAGUCUUUACAAAGAAUUUGAGGAUUCAGAUGAGUUCAAAAUGUUCCUGACAAGACUUCCACAAAAUUACUUCCUGAACGUUUCAACCAUACAGCACCUGUGGUCAAUGGACAGCGUGUUCCAGCGGCGCUAUGAGCAGCUGGAGAACAGCAUGAAAGGACUCUUGCGGAGAGCUAAGAGAGUAGUGUACAAGCUCUUCAGUCUGAGUAAGAGGUGUCAGAAACAGCCACACAUUACCCUACCGAGGGAAAGGCCACAGAUAUACUGGUUAAAUUACUUCCAGUCCCUACUGUACUGUUCAGAGAACAACCAGCUGGGUUCAUUCUCCGAGGAGAUGCACACCUGCAUCUGUGCAUUCGACCAGACCUCCUGCCAGCUGCCCAUGCCGUGCUUUAUAGGGGAGGGGCAAGCAUGUGCUGCUUGUGCUGCAGACAACCGUUCCCGCUGUGGCAGCUGCAACCCCGGGUACAUGCUGAGCCAAGGCAUCUGCAAGCCCAUGGUGGCAGACUCUACCGAAAACUACCUGGGGUUUGAAACAGACCUCCAGGAUCUUGAGCUGAGGUACCUCCUGCAGAGAGCAGACAGGCGGCUUGAAGUCCAUGCCAUCUUUAUCAGCAAUGACAUGCGCCUUAACAGCUGGUUUGACCCCUCCUGGAGAAAACGUAUGCUUCUCACUCUGAAGAGCAACAAGUACAAGUCCAACCUUGUGCACAUGCUACUCGGCAUUUCCAUACAGAUUUGCCUGACUAAGAACAGCACACUGGAGCCUGCCCUAACUCUGUACAUUAACCCUUUUGGUGGCAGUCACUCAGAGAGCUGGUAUAUACCUGCAAAUGAGAACAGUUUCCCUAACUGGAAACCAGUUAAACUUGACCUCCCCCUUGAGUGCUUCAACUGGACAUUAACCCUGGGAAACAAGUGGAAAACAUUUUUCGAAACCAUUCACAUCUAUUUAAGGAGCCGCAUCAAAACUCAAGGGGCCAACGGGAACGACAGUGUAUAUUAUGAGCCGCUGGAGCUCAUGGACCCCUCCAGAAAUUUGGGCUACAUGAAAAUCAAUAGCAUCCAAGUUUUUGGAUACAGUAUGCACUUUGACCCAGAAGCAAUUCGAGAUCUUAUCCUACAGCUGGACUAUCCCUACACCCAGGGCUCCCAAGAUUCUGCACUGCUGCAGUUGCUUGAGAUCCGUGAUCGUGUGAACCAGCUGUCGCCUCCAGGUAAACAGCGCUUGGACCUCUUUGCGUGCCUGCUUCGGCACAGGCUGAAACUAACAGCCAGCGAAGUGGCAAGGAUCCACGCAUCUCUGCAGACGUUCAGUGCUCGGCUGCCUAACUCGUUGGAUUAUGAAACCACCAGACUGUGUAGUUAACAGCUAUAGAGCAGAUUUCAAGUGGACGAAGUUAUGUAUACUGAGCUGGUAAAGGGACUCGUGUUACGCGUGAGCAGUGUAAACAGUUGAAAUGAAUUCAAAUGCCCCAAGGCUUGUUCAAUCAUAUUUGCAAGUGCCACCUGUUUUGCAAAU